Molecule: messenger RNA, 534 nt
Organism: Miscanthus lutarioriparius
Lineage: Eukaryota; Viridiplantae; Streptophyta; Magnoliopsida; Poales; Poaceae
Source: the annotation of a GenBank genome assembly
AUGGACCUGGACCUCAAGCGGUCCAUCAUCGCUGACCUCGACCGCUUCCUCAAGCGCAAGGAUUACUACAGGCGCCUUGGCAAGGCGUGGAAGCGCGGGUACCUACUCCACGGCCCACCAGGCAGCGGCAAGACCAGCCUCUAUCUUUUCCAGCGUCAGCAGAGAGAGGGCAUAACACUGUCCGGGCUGCUCAACUUCAUCGACGGGCUGUGGUCGACCAGCGGCGAGGAGAACAUCAUCGUCUUCACCACCAACUACAAGGACCACCUCGACCCAGCACUGCUCCGGCCGGGGCGGAUGGACAUGCACGUCUACAUGGGCUACUGCGGCUGGGAGGCAUUCAAGACGCUGGCUCAGAACUACUUCCUCGUCGACGACCACGUGCUGUUCCCAGAGAUACAGGAGCUGCUCUCGGCAGUGGAGGUGACGCCGGCCGAGGUGUCGGAGAUGCUGCUACGGAACGAGGACGUCGACGUCGCGCUCCAGGGACUCAAGGAGUUCCUCGAGGAGAAGAAGCAGGGGAAGCAAACAUGA